Messenger RNA from Myxocyprinus asiaticus (Chinese sucker), 5589 nucleotides. RefSeq names its product adhesion G-protein coupled receptor G5-like. The transcript is spliced from 14 exons. Lineage: Eukaryota; Metazoa; Chordata; Actinopteri; Cypriniformes; Catostomidae. Gene Ontology annotation, molecular function: G protein-coupled receptor activity. The record is from RefSeq and is a predicted model, not a curated record. Gene Ontology annotation, cellular component: membrane. The coding region runs from base 274 to 2226 and encodes 650 amino acids. Gene Ontology annotation, biological process: adenylate cyclase-activating G protein-coupled receptor signaling pathway; cell surface receptor signaling pathway.
GAGUGCUGCUGCAGUUUUUCACACGCGCUCAGACUGAAUCACUGUAAACUGCGCGGAGUCUGUGAGAACGAGUAAAUUCGAAGGUCGCUCACAUUUAUCGCUCUUCGGCUCGAAUUUGCUUAUUCGUUUUUUGACAUGCACUGUCUCUCCGGGAAAAUUACUGUGAAAUAACAGUGUACGAGAUCUUACCAAGCGAGUAUUUUGUCGGCGCGAGGAAGACAGCAAGUGUCGCACGUUUCGUUUGUCCACGAAAGGCACCAUCUAUGAGCUACAAUGAAGCAGAAUCCAAAGACUGUAAUCAUGUUCUUGAUCUUCUGUCUCUUUUUCAUUUUGGGUCAAGCAACAGAGAAUGACAGAGACUUUAAGAUGUGUGGAAUAUGGCACCAUGGUAACACAUCCCAAAAUCUGAAAUAUGAUUUGACAACAGGCUGUAAGGAACUUGUAAUUUCAGCCAACGACAUCACGCUCUCUAUUUGGGGCAGUAUCACAGCGAAGUGCAAGCAGUCCGGAUCCAUUCCUCUAGACUUAAGUCCUUUUCAGAAUCAAAGUAAUUUCUGUGUGUUCUGGGAGCCACUGCUGGACCUGCUGAUUGUGGAGGUGAAUGGAAAGAACCGUACUCUGUGUGGCUCAAGUGGCCUUCAAGAAAAUUGCUGCACUGACCUCUCUCCAGGCAACCAGACAAAUGCCAGUCUGUAUGGUAUUUUGAAGGGCAGCAUCCAAGGUGAUAUAAUACAGCACAACGUCGUGGGAAUAUAUGCAUUUCAAGGGGAUUCAAUCAACUGCAAGAAGAAGUUCUGUGAUGUGGCAAGCCAGCAGUCCAGGGGAGCAAACAUGAUAGAGGAAGUGGUGAUGAAAUCCAACGCAACUGGUCGUGUGGAUCUACCUUGUGCCCAGAGCACUAUCAUUGAGAUGGAAGAGGGCUUCAUGGGACACAAUUUCACUCUGCCUGCCCCCCGAAAUGUCCCAAUAGACAAGAUACCCUCGGUUUAUCUCCCCUCCUGCCUGAAACCAGCAUUCAGGAAAAAAGCCAAAGUGGUUUGUACAUACUACAGGAACAGCAUGUCAAUGAAAUAUUUUCAGAGGGAAUCAUCUGAUUCAGCUCUUCUGGAUGACAUAGUUGGAAUCUCUGUGGAGAAUGAGAUCAUCGCCAACCUCCCAGAACCUGUCAGAAUCAGGUUCCAUCACUCUGCCUUACCAGCUAAUCAUUCUAGAAGAUGUGUAUCAUGGGACACAAGAAAAGACAAUGAAGUGAUGUGGAAAUCAGAGGGUUGUCUAACCAUUAACAUCAGUGCUGUAGAGACAGAGUGCUGUUGUAAACACCUCACAUACUUUGCUAUUCUUAUACAAGUGGAACAGAGGGCUACAGUUCGCCAUUUAGAGGCUCUGACAUACGUUACCGCUGUGGGUUGUGCUUUUUCUUUAGUUAGCUGCUUGGUUCUCUUCUACUGGCUCUGUAAAAAGAGAAGAGGGAAGAAAAACCAGUCCUCACUGGUGCACCGUGGUUUGGUGGUGGCAAUAUUUUUUUUGUGUCUGUUCUUUAUCCUUACUGGUACAAUGGCAAAUGUAGGAAACGACGCAGUUUGUAUGACAACAGGAUUUCUUCUGCAUUAUGCGCUGCUUAGCACCCUCUGCUGGAUGGCUAUGGAAGUGUUUCACACAUUCUUAUUAAUCCGUAAGGUGUUCAGCUCAACUCUUCCGUCUUGGGGCUUUUACUUGGGGGGCUUUGGUCUUCCAGUUCUGCUAGUUUGUAUACUGCUCCCUAUAGGUGAUAUUUAUGGCAAAAGGAAGAUUGUGCCAAGUGAUAAUGUUACCAAUCCUUACCAUAUGUGCUGGAUGUUGGAUAAUGACAAGAGCAGAUUGGCUCAUUUCAUUAUUAAUAUUGGCUUAUUGGCUGUUGUGGUAAGCUCUGGUGCGGUCAUGCUUUUCCUUGUGGUGAAAGAGAUACGGAAUCGACCAGAGUGGAAGAAGAACCAUGUGGCUUUUCUCAGCAUCUGGGGCCUCACCUGUCUGUUUGGCACAACAUGGGGCCUGGGUUUCCUCGACUUUGGCCCUCUCUCCGAGGCGAUUCUCUUCCUCUUCUGUAUUAUCAACUCCUUACAAGGAUUUUUUCUUAUGCUGCGAUACUAUGCUCUUGAACGCAUGAAAAAGAGGAACGAGUCCAGUUCAGAUGGGAGCAGUACAGGAUCUUCAAAACAACAUAUGCUACAGACUAAUGAAAAGAGUUAAAAAGUUGGUGAUGCUAAAACAGUGUUUUACUGAAACUGUAUCUCUGAUAUGAAAAGAAGGAUUAUCCACAAGGGCAUUUGUAAAGAUCCUUUCUCAUCCUGCAGGUCAGGAUGGUGAAUGGUCCUUAGAUGACAUUUCACUGAUAUUUAGUCACAAGACUAAUAAUUGAGCAUGAAUGCUUCACCUGUCAUAAGCUGUAUUUCUGUAUGUGGAUAUAAUAGUUUUUCUUUUUCAAGCGAAUCUUGCACUUUAGCUUAUAUUUUACUUUUUUGUCUAUUGUUUAAGUAUUUGUGAAUUUGUAUUUGUUUAGCAGAAUGAAAAGAAUCUGUUUCUCUAUUUGCUGCACAUACACAGUAUGCACAUAUUUGGAGCCUGCUUGGAAUUCAUUUUCUUCCUUUUUUGUUUCAGUUUGUUUUAUUACUAAAAUUCAAAUAACUUCUCAUAAAUACUACUCUCCAAAAAAGGAUAAAGUAAAUCUUCCAUUUGACCAUAAGUCUUCCAUCCUAAUUUAAAAAAAUAAAAUCAAAUUAUACGUUUAUUUAAAAAAAAAUCACAUACACAAAAACAUAGAUGAAACAAACAAACAUAAUAGGGAAAUAAACAUCACCCAAUAUACUGUAUUAGUUUUACGAAUUAAAAAGCCAAUUGACCUUUGUCUUUGAAGACUGUAGUGUACACCUUUGUAUGAAAUCUUCAGUUUUUUGGCAGUUUCAAGCAUUGUAUAGCCUUCAUUCCUCAAAACAAUGAUUGACUGACGAGUUUCUAGAGAAAGCUGUUUCUUUUUUGCAUUUUUGACCUAAUAUUGACCGUAAGACAUGCCAGUCUAUUGCACACUGUGGCAACUCAAAAACAAACACAAAGACAAUGUUAAGCUUCAUUUAACGAACCAAAUAGCUUUCAACUGUGUUUGAUAUAAUGGCAAGUGAUUUUCUAGUACCAAAUUAGCAAUUUAGCAUGAUUACUCAAGGAUAAGGUGUUGGAGUGAUGGCUGCUGGAAAUGGGGCCUGUCUAGAUUUGAUCAAAAAUGACUUUUUUCAAAUAGUGAUGGUGCUGUUUUUUACAUCAGUAAUGUCCUGACUAUACAUUGUGAUCAGUUGAAUGACACUUUGGUGAAUUAAAGUACCAAUUUCUUUCCGAAACAGCAAAAUCUGUACAUUAUUCUAAACUUUUGAAUGCCAGUGUAUAUUCUGUCCCUUUUGACCAAUAUUGUUUAAAUGUAUUUAGAAUACAUUUAUUCUUUGCCUAUAUUUUGUUGUAUUAUAAUGUGCAACCAUGAUCAAUUGAACCGAGAAAAUGAUUAAAGCACAAUUAUGCACAUCCUAGAGUUAAUACAUUUUAGUGUAAAUAAUCAGGAAAUCCAUAUGCGUGGAAGUUUAUUCCACAUUAACCAGCAAAAACAACACAAGCUCAAAAUCUGCAUGAGGAAUAAAAAAAGGGACAGGCUGGAAUUAAUAACCACAAUAAGAAACCAGAGUAAUACAUUUUUUAAAUCAAAAGUUGUAUUUGCUAAUGUUAGUUAAUGAACUAUGAACUAACAAUGAACAAUUGUAUUUUUAUCAACUAACAUCCAGGGUUGGGAGGUUUACUUUUGAAAUGUAUUCCACUACAGAUCACAGAAUACAUGCUGUAAAAUGUCAUUUGUAACGUAUUCCAUUAGAUUACUCAAGGUCAGUAACGUAUUCUAAAUACUUUGGAUUACUUCUUCAGCACUGGUAGAUUUUUUCACUUGUUUUGAUUAUAAAAACUCUGUCAGUACAGUAAGACAAAAUACACAUGUUAAAAAUACAUUCUCUGAAAAACCUAAAUAUCUUGUGCAGUGUUGUUUCUAAAACAAGAUAAAUCAAAUUUAUCUUGUUUUAAGGAUUUUUAGUUAUUUUUACAGGAAAACAAUACAAAAAUUAUCAUCAAGAAUACGAUUUAUGCCCUAAUAUCAAAGGUCUUACUAGAAAAAAAGAAAUUAUGAUCCAACGUGAAUUUUCUUGAUAAAAAAAUAUGAUCGUGCCUGGUAAAAUGUGCAUGUAAAAUGGCUAGAAAUAGCAUUUUAGCUUAGCGUAAAGCUGACAAUUCACACAAGGUUUAUUUCAGUUUCUUCUUCUCCAAACUUACUUCUCUGUCUGCUCGUAUGAAUGUAACACAUCAUAAGAAAGUGUUUCACCGCUGUUCAAAUGCAUUUUGGAUCACAUCAUUUAUAUGUAUAAAUGUUUUCCAUCUGAAAGGACUAAAUAUUAAAUAAAACAAAUGACAAUAAAAUGCAAAGUAAUCUCUUCAGUAAUCAAAAUACUUUAUGAAUGUAACUGUAUUCUAAUUACCAAUGAUUUAAAUUGUAACUGUAGUGGAAUACAGUUACUUAUAUUUUGUAUUUUAAAUACGUAAUCCUGUUACAUGUAAUCUGUUACUCCUCAAACCUGCUAACAUUAACAAUGAUUAAUAAAUGCUGUAAAAAAUAUAUUGUUCAUUGUUAGUUCAUGAUACAGUACCUAAUGUAUUAACUAAUGUUAAUGAAUGGAACCUUAUUUUAAAGUGAUACCAAGUAUUUAAACAGGUAAAACAGAAACAAAUUAACUAGGUGUGAAUGAAGACAAUUCAACAGAUUCAACAGACUGGGGUGGGGACAUCUGGUGGCAGGCGUUUGUAGCUUCAGCCAGAGAUCUUACAGACUUGACUAACACUUACAGCCCAGAGUCUCUCUGGAUCUUUGGCUUUUCUUCUGGGCAAACUGCUUAAAUUUUAUUCGGAUAGGGACUCUCUGUGAAAAGCAUUGUUCAUUUCAUAAAUACUCGAUGGGACUGAGGUCAGGGCUUUGGCAUGGCUUUUGAUGUAUGUUCCAGGUCAUUGCCUUUUUUGGAAGAUGAACCAUCAUCAGUCCCAGGGCUCUUGUGGAUUGCAGCAAGUUUCCACCAGGAACUUUCCAUAUUUACCUCCAUACAUUCUUCAUCUAUAUGCAUUUCCCAGGCCCUCUUACAGAAAGAUGUCCUCAAAGCACAUUGCCACUAACACCAUGCUUUGCUGUAACGAGAUUGUUUUUGGUGUGGUAUGGUGUGGUUGGAUUGUCUCAAACCUAUUUAGAUUUGCUGUAAGCCUCCCUCGAAAUCUUCUAUUGUCUUUAUGGUUUAAUGUUUAUUUUGCAAUUCACAAAAUUGUGUUUAUGAGUUCAUAAACUUAACAGUAUUAUGUACAGCUUACAUAGAAAAUUGAACUGAAAUUGCAAAACAUCAUGAACCUUCCUUAGAGUAACAGGUUUUUAGAUUGGCCUCUCAUUAUGAAUUACCUAACCAAUUCUCAUUGGGUGGUUGUAACUGUAUUGGCUAUAUUAAAGGAUUAGUUCACCAAAAAUGAAAAUUCUCUCAUCAUUUACUCUCCCUC